This is a messenger RNA of Toxotes jaculatrix (banded archerfish), 1029 nucleotides long. RefSeq lists its product as uncharacterized. The transcript is spliced from 5 exons. The record is from RefSeq and is a predicted model, not a curated record. NCBI's taxonomy places the organism in Eukaryota, Metazoa, Chordata, Actinopteri, Toxotidae. Bases 16 to 933 code for a protein of 305 amino acids.
AAUUUAGCUUUCAAAAUGACUUUUGUUUUGUUUUACAACAGACAAAUAAUGAUUUCCAUCUACAUGAUCAUCACCUCUCUGGCAGCAGCAGCUCUGGGAAAAGGGUCGUUUGAAUGUAAUUUCUCUGAACCUAAUGCAAGUCCGCAGUGUUUUGGAGCAGUGGGACAGCCAUUGAUUUUUCAUCUGCCAAAUACAAUAGAUAAAGAUAUUAAGUUGACAAAGGACAACAAAAGUCGGAUUUUAAAAGCUGCCAAAAAUCAGAUACAGUCUCUGGAUGAGGAAUAUGUGUAUAAGGAUUAUAACUUCACCAGUGGAACACUCAACCUCACUAAUACAAUGAAGAGACACUCAGGAAAUUAUGUGUUGGAACAACAUGCACCUGAUGGUGCUUUGCUGAAAAAAGUUCAUGUUCAUCUCAAAAUACAAGCUCCAGUGUCAAAGCCAGCUGUGUCUCAGAUGUGUUUGUCACCAGAAGAGAUGAAGGUCAGCUGCUCCUCUGAGGGAGAUGGAGUAGAAUUUAUUUGGACUUUGGACAGUAACUUACUGAUACAGACCAAAGACCACAGUCCAUCUCCAACUAACUGGACACCAAACAUGGAGUCACUGGCUGGGAGAACAGCUAAACAAGACAAACCCAGUGUUUCAAACGUUACCAUCAGCUUAGAUGGUCAGCUGACAGGAAACCUGGCGUGCAAUGUUCGAAACACUGUCAGCAGAGAUGAAACAGUUAUUAACCUGAAAAGCUGCAAAGCUACAGUGUUACCAGUGGCUGUGAUAGUUGGUGCCUUCACUCUCCCUCUCCUUGUGGCUUUGUGUAUCGGAGUAAUAAAUCUUCGUAACAAAUCAAGAACCACAACUGUUAAUGAGGGUAACUCUGAAGAUGAAGUCGUCUACACAGAUGUUAUAGUGACAAGUAAUCAGAAGAAAACCUGACCUAACUCACGUCACAAAGUACUGUAAUUUUGUCCAAAGUUAUUAAGUUUCAGCCAGUAAAAAAGGGACACAAUUCUAUCUGUAAGGGUUUUUUAA